GGUCAUCCCCGCCUCUUCAGCCUACUGGCAAGGAGGUGGGAGGAAAUAAGGAAGAGAGGGAGGAGGCAGGACAGAGGGAGGGACUGCCCGGGAGGCAGAAGCUCUGCGAGGAGCCGCGGAGCACCGUAGGCUGAGCAGUAAUCAGCUACCUUUAUCCCUAGCCCCCUGCGCCCCGCGCCCUUGGCAGCCUUCAACGCUUGUCCCCAGGCAGUAUGGUGAGGUCUGCUCUGGGUCCCUCGCCACCAUGUACGUGAGCUACCUUCUGGACAAGGACGUGAGCAUGUACCCUAGCUCCGUGCGCCACUCCGGCGGCCUCAACCUGGCGCCGCAGAACUUUGUCAGUCCCCCGCAGUACCCGGACUACGGUGGUUACCACGUGGCGGCCGCCGCUGCUGCGGCGGCGAACUUGGAUAGCGCUCAGUCCCCAGGGCCAUCCUGGCCCACCGCGUACGGCGCCCCUCUCCGCGAGGACUGGAAUGGCUACGCACCCGGGGGCGCUGCCGCAGCCAACGCGGUAGCCCACGGCCUCAAUGGUGGCUCCCCGGCCGCCGCUAUGGGCUACAGCAGCCCCGCCGAAUACCACGCACACCAUCACCCGCAUCAUCACCCUCACCAUCCGGCCGCUGCGCCGUCCUGCGCCUCCGGAUUGCUGCAGACGCUCAACCCCGGCCCUCCAGGGCCCGCAGCCACCGCCGCCGCAGAACAGCUGUCCCCCAGCGGCCAGCGGCGAAACCUUUGUGAAUGGAUGAGGAAGCCAGCUCAGCCGUCCCUAGGAAGCCAAGUGAAAACCAGGACGAAAGACAAAUACCGGGUGGUGUACACAGACCAUCAGCGGCUGGAGCUGGAGAAGGAAUUUCACUAUAGUCGAUACAUCACCAUCAGGAGGAAAGCUGAGUUGGCCGCCACACUCGGGCUCUCGGAGAGGUUAAAAUUUGGUUUCAGAACCGCAGAGCCAAGGAAAGGAAAAUCAACAAAAAGAAGUUGCAACAGCAGCAGCAGCAGCAGCCUCCCGCACCGCCGCCACCACAGCCUUCCCAGCCUCAGUCCGGUGCAUUGCGGAGCGUGCCGGAGCCCUUGAGUCCUGUGACCUCCUUGCAAGGCUCGGUGCCUGGUUCUGUUCCUGGGGUUCUGGGGCCAGCUGGAGGGGUUUUAAACUCCACUGUCACCCAGUGACCCCUCCUGUGGCCUGAAGUGGCGGUGGCUCAGCAAUCCCAGGCUGAGCCAUGAGGAGCACGGACACUGUGAGAAACCUCAGAAGAGACCCCUCUUCUCCUACCCACAAACAACACCUACAGAUGGAGAUCGAGGACAGAGGGCAGAAGACGAGUGGGAUUGUGGACCUCAGGAGAAGAUAUGGUUUAGAUUUUUUUUUUUAAAUUUUUCCCGUUCUGACUUUUCCUGUCAGCAAAGGAAGUGAUUCCUGGGGCUUCUUCAUUCAUGCUCCUUGCCAGGACUGGCUACAGGCACCAAGCUUUCAGCUUCUUUUGCCUCAGCUCUUUGCCUCCAAAAAAAAAGAGACUGUAUUUCUGUUUGGAGCUGAGGAGAGAUAGAGUGUGAGGCCGGAGUUGGGGGUUGGGGCGGGCGGGGCAAGCAACACUUGAGCCAAGAUGGCUGUUUCCUGCUGACUGCUUUCUGAGAACCAGCUGGCCAUCCUGCCUCAGGGGCAGGGACUGUUGAAACUACUGAGCCAGAGGCAGCUAAGACAGAAAGCUGGAUUGACCGAAGUCUGCAGAACCUUCCCCCCCUCAGGUGGUCUGUGCUUUCUUCUCUGUCCACAGAUCAGGAAGGGGUGGUGGGUUCAGGGACCAUCGUGUGAGAGGAGGGGGGGUGGUUAGCCAACUCCAGGCCCCUGCGACAAGGGCUUGUUUAGAAAGCCUGUCACCAGAGCUGCUGUAGGCUGAAUGUAUGUCUGUGUCGUAAAUGCCAGAGCCAACCUGGACUUCCUGUCCCUUCCCUCGUCUUUGGCUGAAGAAGACCGGAAUUGCUGCUGUUCGAGUCACUGGUCUGUGUAACAAGCCAAACAAGCCUUUUAAAAAGCCUUCUGGAUCCAUGGGUAGAGAGAGAGAGUGAGAGACGUUGUAUGGUGAAGGGAAGUGGGGAGGGGGAUAUCUGAACACAGUUGACUUUUAUUUUGUAAAAAGACAAAAGAUAUAAAAGGAGCUUUACAGAUUUCA
This is a messenger RNA of Rattus norvegicus (Norway rat), 2174 nucleotides long. The record is from RefSeq and is a predicted model, not a curated record. NCBI's taxonomy places the organism in Eukaryota, Metazoa, Chordata, Mammalia, Rodentia, Muridae.